This is a messenger RNA of Protopterus annectens (West African lungfish), 930 nucleotides long. Its product is annotated as olfactory receptor class A-like protein 1. Bases 1 to 930 code for a protein of 309 amino acids. The record is from RefSeq and is a predicted model, not a curated record. Gene Ontology annotation, biological process: G protein-coupled receptor signaling pathway. Gene Ontology annotation, molecular function: pheromone receptor activity. Gene Ontology annotation, cellular component: membrane. Lineage: Eukaryota; Metazoa; Chordata; Ceratodontiformes; Protopteridae. The transcript has a single exon.
AUGGAAUUACGGCAAAUCCUCAAGGGAGUUGCUUUCCUCCUCACUACUGUCUUUGGCUUUACUGGUAAUGUUGUUGUUCUGAUGUCUCUGUCCAGCACCGCCCAUCAACAGAAUAAGAUGUUGCCAGCAGACAUAAUACUGACCUUACUGACAGGGUCAAAUAUAGUUCUUUUAAUAACCGUAGGGCUUCCAAACUCCCUUUUUAACUUGGGAAUUAAACUUUUCUACACUGACCUUGACUGCAAAAUUAACCUUUAUAUAGACCGAGUGUCUAGAGUUAUGACCAUAAGUUUAACCUGCCUGCUUAGUUGUCUUCAGUCUGUGACUCUUGCUUGUUCUAACCCAAAAUGGAUCCCACUAAAAUACAACAUGCAGAAAUACCUAAUACUGAUCAUUUGUUUUCUUGGUGUGCUGGGAGCGUCAUCCAGUGUUAAUGCUGUUCUUUAUUCAGUUGUUACCACUAACUUUACAGAUCAGAAACCUACAGCACAUCUUGGAUACUGUUUUGUAGUUUAUCCAGACUGGCUUAUAUUACAGAUCAUUGGCUUUUUCAUAUUUACAAGGGAUUUCAUAUUUGUAAUCCUUAUGGCCCUCGCCAGCUGCCAUAUUCUUUUCAUGUUAUACAAACAUGGAAAACAGAUGAAAGGGAAGAGGAGCUCAGACCGAAUCCGAGAAACCACAACAGAACAGCAAGUUGCCAAGAUGGUUGUUUCCUUUGUUACUCUUUAUGUGACUUUUUUUGGGCUGGAAAAUGGCAUUUGGUUCUAUCAGAUGUCAGAUAAGGGUGCACACCCAGAUCUAAGUAAUGUGCGCCAUUUCCUUUCUUUUUGUUUUCCUUCCUCAUUUCCUGCCGUAACAGUUAUCUUCAAUCAAAAAAUCAGAUUUAAACUGAAGUGCGGUUCUGUAGAUCAUGUAGCUCGCAGAUUAUGA